Messenger RNA from Plasmodium relictum, 1806 nucleotides. Its product is annotated as conserved protein, unknown function. Bases 1 to 1806 code for a protein of 601 amino acids. The record is from RefSeq and is a predicted model, not a curated record. The transcript has 4 exons. NCBI's taxonomy places the organism in Eukaryota, Apicomplexa, Aconoidasida, Haemosporida, Plasmodiidae.
AUGAAUGAAAAUGACAAAUUAAAAAAAAUAUUAGAUGAAAAAGAAGUGAGAGAUAUUAAUGAGGAAGAUACAUAUUUCGAAAAAAACAUAAAAGAAUAUAAAAACAUUUCUAAAAAAAAUUUUGAAAUACUAAAGUUUUUAAAUAAGCAAGAACUUAUAUUAUUAAUUGAUAAAUUGAAUAAUGAAGACAAAUUAAGCAAAAUAAUAGAUGAAGAAAUAAAAGAUGACAAGAUUGACAUUCUUAAAAAUUACGAAAGUGAACAAUAUGAUACGAUAAAACUAGAUGAAAAAGAUCAAACAGAAGAAGAUGAUGAUGAAAAUAAUUAUAUAAAAUUGUGUAAGUUUAUCCCAUUAAGAUUAACAUAUGAAGAGAGACUAUAUUUACGAUUAUUAGAAAGUGCAUUAGAAGUAAGUGAGUACACUGACAAAAUUGAUAUAUUACAUAGUGGAAACAAAAGUAAGAAAAUAGUAAAAGAAAUAAAAACUUUAUGUUCUAUAUUGUCUGGUUUAGUUAUAGCUAACAAUUACGAAAAUGGUCAAAAAUUAAUUCGUGAUAGAGAUUUUUUAAGCAAUAGUAGCUUUUUUAGUUUCGUUUUUGAAAUAGGAAGAAGAUAUAAAAUUCUUAACCCAGAUAAAAUGAGAAGUAGUUAUGGAAAACUAAUGUACUUCUUAAUGGAUACAAGAAGAGAAGAAAUAUAUGAUUUAUUAUCAUUUGAUUGUGUAUCCCCAAUAAAAACAGUAUAUGAUUUACUAAAAGAUAAAAAAAAUGGUCUUGAAAUUCUUAACGAUAAUUUAAUUAAAGUUGCAACUAUGGAAAUAGAUGCAAACGGAAGUAGAAUUGAAAUACAGAAACAAAUUAAACAAAAAGAAGAAGCAAUAAAAUAUUUAUCUAAGAAAUAUUCAUGUAAUAAAAAUAAUAAAAAAAGUAUAUUUAAAAUAAACAUACCUAUUUUUAACACGCAAAACUUAGAAGAAGAUUCAAAUAAUUCAGAUUCUUCGCAGUAUUUAACAUCAGAAGAAAUAGAAAGAUGCUUAUACAGCUUGUGUGAUUAUAAUACUCACAUAAGGAUGUUUUGCAAGCCAUGCGAAAUAAUGAUUGAAUAUUUAAAAAAUUAUUAUGAUCCAUAUGAAAAAGAUUCGGUAUACUCUCUAUCGAUAGAAACAGGAAAACAAGGAAGUAGGUUAACUCAUUCUCAUAAUAGACAAUAUAUGUAUGUACUACAAACCCUACAUCUUUGGAAGGAAAUAGGAGAGCAUAUGUUUUUUUUAUGGAGUUGUGCAGAAAGUGAUAUGCUUGAUUUUAAAAAUCCAUAUAGACUAAUAGAUACUGGACAAGGAUUAAAUAGGUUGCAAAGUGGGCAUAAGGUAUUAAGUGUUAUGAAAAAAAUUUUGCAUAAUGUUCAGAAAAAACUGGGGGGAUGGAUAGGAUCAAGUAUGAUCCAUAUGGGGGAUUCUAAUAUUCCUAACACUUUCAUGUUUAUUGAUAAAUACACCCAAGUUCCUAGAAUAUUAACACCAAUUGUUUUAUGCUUGCAAAAAAUAGAUGAGUUAUAUAAUUCUACUGCUGCAAUGAAAAAUUAUAUUAAAAAUGAAUUUAAUGGAGCUCACAAUUUAAAAAUGACGAUAACUUGCGAUUUUUUUCGUCAUGGUUUUGAUGGAAGUGGUGGUGAUAAUUUUAAUGAAGCUGGAAGUUGUAUUGAUGGACGAUUAACAUCAGCUUGGAAUUGGUGUUCAAAAAUUGAAAAAAAAAAAUUUUUUCCAAUUUUUUUAUUAACUGGUUUUGUUGGUUUUGAUGGAACAUUUUAA